CCGUCGGAUUUGGAGAGGAGGACGGGAGGACAGUAGCCAAGCGGCCCCGCGGGAAAGUCGCUUUGCUUUUGCUCUCCGCCUUGCAAACUGCCGCCGCGGCGAUUUGCGACUUUCGCGCGAAGCGGGCGAGGCAAAGGCCGCGCGGGCCGGGCCGGGCCGGGCCGGGGCGGGCCGGCCGAUGGCGCCCCUGGAAGAGGAGCUGCGGGCGCGCUUGGAGCGCGAGGGCCAGGCCCACUUGCUGCGCUUCUGGGCCGAGCUGGCGCCGGCGGCGCGGCGGGCGCUGCUGGACUCGCUGGCGCCGCUGCUGGGCGAGCUGGGCGCGCAUUGCCGGCGGGCGGCGGCUGGCGCGCAAGAGCGCGGCCCGGAGAGCCUGGACGGGCGCUUGGAGCCCGUCCCGCCCGAGUUCCUCGGCAGCGCUUGCAGGAGCGACCCGGCCACGCUGCAGCGAUGGGGAGAAGAAGGGCUGCACCAGAUCUCCCAGAACAAGGUGGCAGUGCUCCUCCUGGCUGGCGGCCAAGGGACGCGCCUGGGAGUGCCUUACCCCAAGGGCAUGUAUGACGUGGGGCUACUGAGCCACAAGACCCUUUACCAGAUCCAGGCCGAACGGAUCCGCAGAGUGGAACAGCUGGCUGGCGAAGCAUUCGGGGCGCGAUGCUCAGUCCCGUGGUACAUCAUGACGAGCGAGUUCACUUUGGGGCCAACAGAGAAAUUCUUCCAGGAGCACAACUAUUUCAACCUGGAGCGGUCGAACGUGGUCAUGUUUGAGCAGAGGAUGCUGCCGGCCGUGACGUUUGAUGGGAAGGUGAUCUUGGAAGAGAAAGGGAAGAUCGCCAUGGCCCCAGAUGGCAACGGCGGUUUGUACCGUGCCCUGGUGGACAACAAGAUCUUGGAGGACAUGGAGCAGCGUGGCGUCCGGUACGUCCAUGUCUAUUGUGUGGACAACAUCCUCGUCAAAAUGGCGGACCCCGUCUUCAUUGGCUUUUGCGUCUCAAAAGGAGCCGACUGUGGUGCAAAGGUAGUGGAGAAGGCCUACCCCACAGAGCCCGUGGGCGUGGUGUGCCGUGUGGAUGGGGUGUAUCAGGUGGUGGAGUACAGUGAGAUCUCCUUGGCAACGGCCCAGAUGCAGAACCCCGACGGCCGCUUGACGUACAGCGCCGGUAAUAUCUGCAAUCAUUUCUUCACUCUGGCCUUCCUUCAGGCAGUCGCAGAGAAGUUUGAGCCCCAGCUGAAGCACCACGUGGCCGUCAAGAAGGUGCCGUUCGUGGACGAGGGGGGCAAUUGGGUAAAGCCGCUAAAACCCAAUGGGAUAAAGCUGGAGAAGUUUGUGUUUGAUGUCUUCCAGUUUUCUAAGAACUUCGUCGCCUUUGAAGUCCUGAGGGAAGAGGAAUUUUCCCCGCUGAAAAAUGCCGACACAGCCGACAAAGACACCCCCACUACGGCCCGGCGGUCGCUCCUCUCCCAGCACUACCGCUGGGCAGUGAAGGCAGGGGCCAGAUUUGUCAAUGAUAGCGGCCAAAGGAUCCCCGAGAAACAGAGUUUAUCAGGGGAUGAAGAACCACCCGCUGUGUGUGAGAUUUCACCUCUAGUCUCUUACUUUGGGGAGGGUCUAGAAAAGUACUUGAAGGUCAAAGAGCUCCAGUCUCCGUUCCUCCUUGAUGAAAGAAAGGCAGAAACAUUAGCACGGGCUUGAAUGAAGAUGAUCCUUGCCUUAUUUUAUUUUAUUUUAAAACAACCUCCCCCCCACCCCACGAGAAAUAAUUGAGACAGGUGCUUUGAUGACAAAUGCAAGUUGUUGAUUCUGUUUAUGAUAAUAUAAAGCCAAAGUCUUAACAUCCUUUUUUCUUCUUGUGGGGUUGCAAGUUACCACUGUGGCUGGGAAGGGACGAGGCCUUCUCCUCCUGCCCUUGGCUGUGCAAGCAGCGUUCUUUCCAACUGCAAGGUGUGCCAAGAACUGGAAAGAGGUACCUGAGAGAGGAUGAGUCAUCCUUUGCUGUAAUGGAGAUGCUGUAAGACCGUAAGAAGAGCCCUGGUGGAUUAGACCAAGGGUCCAUCUAGUCGAGCAUUCUGUUCACACAGUGGCUCAAAUGGGAAACCCACAAGCAGGACCUGAGUGCGACAGCACCCUCCCACCCAUGUUCCCCAGCAACUGGUGUACAGGGCAUCCUGCCUCUGAUAUUGGAGGUAGCAUAGGGCUAGUAGCCAUCGAUAGGCCAAUUCGUCUAACAUUGCAGUUGGAACUGGGUGUGGGGCAGGUCCUUCCCAGCUUCUACAUUCAAAACUGGUUGUCUGCAUGGCCAGGGCAGGUGGUGGCCAAGAGGAGGGAAAGUCAAAGAUGAUACAGAAGUUCAUAGAAUCAUAGAAUAGCAGAGUCGGAAGGGGCCUACAAGGCCAUCGAGUCCAACCCCCUGCUCAAUGCAGGAAUCCACGCUACAGCAUCCCUGACAGAGGGUUGUCCAGCUGCCUCUUGAAGGCCUCUAGUGUGGGAAAGCCCACAACCUCCCUAGGUAACUGAUUCCAUUGUCGUACUGCUCUAACAGUCAGGAAGUUUUUCCGGAAGUCCAGCCAGAAUCUGACUUCCUGUAACUUGAGCCCGUUAUUCCGUGUCCUGCACUCUGGGAUGAUCAUUGGACAUUCCAUGUAUAAGUUGCCUAGUGCAGUGUGAUUUUGUGUGGGAUGGGUGCCACCUAGAGAUGUAAAAUUUCCAGAAAUUUUGAAGCUAUGGAAAAAACAUGUUUUUCCCCUCUGGGUUUUGGGGGUGGGGUGGGGGGAGACAGGGACAUUUUUUUUUUGGAAAAAAUGAAAUAAUGCAAUAUUAGCACUUCUUACAGAUUGAAAUUCACUUUGUUAUUUUAGGACCAUAAACUGUAAUUAUGUUCAAGUUGGCAUAAAAUUAUUCCAUUUGGUAUAUUAAAAGUACAGUGUAUUCAAACAA
This is a messenger RNA of Elgaria multicarinata webbii, 2932 nucleotides long. It is a transcript of the gene UAP1L1, whose product is annotated as UDP-N-acetylglucosamine pyrophosphorylase 1 like 1. Gene Ontology annotation, biological process: UDP-N-acetylglucosamine biosynthetic process. Bases 179 to 1690 code for a protein of 503 amino acids. Gene Ontology annotation, molecular function: UDP-N-acetylglucosamine diphosphorylase activity. The transcript is spliced from 9 exons. The record is from RefSeq and is a predicted model, not a curated record. NCBI's taxonomy places the organism in Eukaryota, Metazoa, Chordata, Lepidosauria, Squamata, Anguidae.